This is a messenger RNA of Xenopus laevis (African clawed frog), 9397 nucleotides long. It is a transcript of the gene lrrk2.L, whose product is annotated as leucine-rich repeat kinase 2 L homeolog. Gene Ontology annotation, biological process: signal transduction; regulation of developmental process; small GTPase-mediated signal transduction. Bases 445 to 7989 code for a protein of 2514 amino acids. The record is from RefSeq and is a predicted model, not a curated record. Gene Ontology annotation, cellular component: cytosol. The transcript has 53 exons. Gene Ontology annotation, molecular function: transferase activity; kinase activity; nucleotide binding. NCBI's taxonomy places the organism in Eukaryota, Metazoa, Chordata, Amphibia, Anura, Pipidae.
ACAUUUUUAUAUGGGGAAUUUGGGUGGGAGGAACUAUUGGUAACCGGUGACGAAUGAGGUGAAAGAAGAAACAUUUCCUUCACGUGAGCUACAGAAGCGACACAUACAGUGGGGGAAGCCCGAGGGCUCGAUAUCUGCGCAACUGUUAUAUGAGGUGUGUUUUAUAUGCUCCUUAUAGUGGAGGCUGGGCCAGGCAGGUCGGACACUUUUCUACUGCGGAUCUGAAUGCAGACACACGAGCUGCGGGUGAGAAUACAGUAGGAAAAGCAAGUUUGCUUGGAGUUGGAAUUGUGCAGUGGUUCUGUUACAAGCACUGGUCCUGUCUUCUGGAAUUCGCUGCAACUAUUGGGCUCUAGCGCUGUACUAUAGGGUGAUGUUCAAAGGUCUGCAUCUUCUUUAACAGUGAUAAGAUGAAACUGGAGAAUCUUUACCUUAAUUAAAACCAUGAGCAACACAGAAGAACUUGAAGAAAAUGUCAGAAAACUGGUGGUUCGUCUCAAUAACAUAGAGGAAGGCAAACAGAUAGAUACUCUGGUCCAGAUACUUGAUGACUUGUAUGCUCAUACACUUUGUGACUGUGCACCAAAAAUAUUCCAGGACAAAAAUGUGCUUUCUCCACUGUUGUUGGUCUUAGACUUCUAUGGGAAAGUUGCAGUAAUACAGCAGGCUGGCUGGUCUCUAUUGUGCAGAUUAAUAGAAGUAUGUCCUGCUAUUCUUCAUAGUUUACAGACCCCCACUGACCUUGGAAAGGAAUGGGAUAUACUUGGUGUUCAUCAGCAAAUUCUAAAAAUCCUGUCUAUCUAUCUUACAAACAUAGCUGUUUUAACUACUGGAUUGAAAACUUUAACUGUUCUCCUAGCUUCAGAUGUAAUGCAUUUUUUGCUGUUGGAUCAUGAAGUGGAUAUAUUUAUGCUGAUUUUUGAUGCCAUGAGAGCAUUUUCCAACAAAGAAGAAAUUCAGAUAUAUGGAUGCAAAGCAUUAUACCUUCUUCUAAUAAAAGUUCCAGAACAGCAGCUGACUGAAUUCAUUGAAAGCAAGGAUCAUUUUAUUCUCUUGCGGGUUUUGAGAGACUUCAAAGAUAAAGAAUCUGUUGUUCUCCCGGCACUGCAAGUACUUCUUCCAUUAGCUGGCCCUUCUAGCAAUGUGGAAGUGCUUAUGUCUGGAAAUGUAAGGUGCUAUAACUUAAUAACAGAGGCCAUGAAAGCUUUUCCAGAUAAUGAAGAAAUGCAAGAAGUUUGCUGUUGUUUGUUUCAGAAACUUACUUUUGGAAGUUUCUAUAACAUCUUGGUACUUAAUGAAGCCCAUGAAGUCAUUAUACAGGCUCUUACCAAGUAUUAUUCCAAUGCAAAACUACAAGCAGCUGCUCUCAGUUGUCUUGCUUUACUUACCGAAACUAUUUUUUUGAACAAAGAUUUGGAGGAUGGUGAUAAUGUGGAGGAAAUCAAAGGACAGGCAUAUUGGUUUCAACAGUCAUUUAAAGCAUUGAAAUCACACAAGAAAAACACAGAGGUUCAGGAGGCUGCAUGUUGGGCUCUGAAUAACCUACUUAUGUACCACCAUGAACUUCAUGACAAAGUUGGGGAUGAGGACCAUCAAUAUCCAGUACAUAAAGAGGUGAUGCUGUCAAUGCUCAUGCAUUCUUCUUCCAAAGAUGUUUUCCAAGCAUCUACUACAGCUUUGGCCACACUCUCAGAAUAUAAUGUAAAUAUUAGGAAAGUUCUGCUGGAGAAAGGUGUUCAUAUAAAUGUUAUUGAAAUUAUGAAGAAACAUAUUGGUUGUCCUGAAGCUACAGAAAGUGCCUGUCGAGUUCUUCAGCAUCUUUUUAAUGGAAGCUCUUUUAAUUUGGAUAUUAUGGUUGGGGCUUUGACUGUGAUAUUAAGUGCAGCAAAAAAGCACAAGAACAUUCCAUCAGUCCAAUUAGAGGCUAUGCGUGUCCUUUUACAAAUGGUGUUUGAAGAUGAAGAAUUGAAGGUACAGAACAAUGCAGCAAUUUCAGAAGAAACCUUAUUUUUAAAUCUCCCACAAAAAGUAAUAAAGAACCAAUGCUUGUUAGAAGGAACACACAUUUUAGUUUUGCAAGCAAUGAACAAAUUUAUUGGCCAUCGUGCUAUCCAAGAAUGUGGACUGAAAGUGCUUCAGUGUCUUUCAGAGUGCUCUGGGGCCCUGGAUAUUCUUUCACAACAGGGUGCUCUGGAUACCAUUCUGCACACUCUUCAGAUGUACCCUGGAGAUCCAGAAAUCCAGUAUUUUGGCUUAUUCCUUUUAGCUCAUUUGAUAACUAGAAAAAACUUGUGCAUUGCAACAAUGCAUCUUUUAUCAACACAUUUGGUUUCUGCUUUACAUCGGUAUAAAGAUGAUGUCAGGAUUCAAGAAGAGGGAUUCUUAACUGUGUUGACAUUAGUGAAGCUAUCACAUAGUUUUGCAAAGCUAUUAGACCUAGAAGAGUUUGAAAAAGUUAUUUUCUACCAGAUAUCAAUGUGCUUGGCCAACAAACGGAAUAUGAAGUUUCAGAAGUUGUGCUAUGGCUGCUUUGCGGAAAUGACUUCCGAAGAUGACCUGAAGAACACUCUACUGGUGAAAGCAUGUGCUGACAAUUAUAUUGUAAUUGUGGAAUGCUUGCUUCUACUGGGUGCAGAUGUCAAUAAGAAAACAAAACAUACUUCUUUAAUCAUUGAGGUCUGUGAGAAGGGGAACAACCCUAAAUUGGUGGAAUUGUUGUUAAAUAAUGGAGUUCGAGAGCAAGAUGCCAGAAAAGCCCUGAAUGUUAGCAUUAAGAAAUGUGAUAAUGAAAUAAUAAGCUUGCUUUUAAAAAAGCUUGGUUUAGAUGCAGCCAACAACAGUAUAUGCCUUGGUGGAUUUCAUAUGGGCAGGACAGAACCAUCUUGGCUUAUUCCACUGUUCACAGAAAAACAGCCAUUGGUUAAACAGCCAUCAGUAGGUCAAGAAGGGAGAAAAGGUUCCAUUUUGGCAAGAAUGGUUUUGCGAUAUCACAGGAAGAAUUCAGAAAUAGAACGCUGUAGAUCCUCUGGAGACCUGAGUUUCACUGAAGAAAUACAUGAAAAAAGUGAAGAUAGUCUACUCCACCCUGAUGUUUUUGAAGAAGCUGGAAUUCCAUAUAGUGAUGUGGACAGUGAAGGAAGUGGUGGGUCACUUAGGAUGAAGAAAUCCAAUUCCUUUGGAAAUCUGGAUAUUCACAAACUGGAGCAUGCCAAGUUAUGGAGAAGGCAUUGUAAUUCAUUGGGGGCUUGGGCAGAUGAACCUAUAGUACAUCGAAAAAAAGAUUUUCCUCAGAUGGAUUAUCCAGGUGCAAAGUUGUCUUUGAACAUGAAGAGGGCAGACAGUUUGUCUUCGUUAGCUGACAAAGAUCACAUAAAAUCACUCGAUCUUUCAACAAAUGAUUUGGAAAAUAUUAAUCUAGUUCUUAAAAAGGGCAGCUUAACUAAUCACUUGGAACGUCUUGAAAAAUUAGAGCUUCAGCAUAAUUUAUUGUCAUCUUUUCCAAAAUCACUGUGUGAGGCCUUGAGAUCAUUAACUUACUUGGACUUGCGUGGCAACAGCUUCAAAUACUUUCCUCAUCAUAUACUAGAAAUCAAUUGCCUUGUGUUUCUUGAUGUAUCGAGAAAUGAAAUUGGUCCGAAUCUGGAUUGGAAUUCAAGUAAAAUGUGUCCAAAUUUAAAGCAGCUCAACCUCUCUUACAACCAACUGAUAACUUUUCCAGAAAACAUUGCCAAUAUUGCUCAGAACCUUGAAGAAUUAUUAUUGGAAGGAAACCACAUUUCUGAAAUCCAUGGACAACUCUGUUUGCCAGAAUUACACACUAUAAAUCUGAAUAAGAACAGAAUACAUUUUGUUGAGACUGAUUUCCUAAUGAACUGCGUAAAACUGGAGACAAUUAGUGCAAUGACAAAUUUACUGUCUAUAGCUCCCAAUUUGCCACAGAAGAUAACAACUGUAAAAUUGUCACAAAACCAAUUGACAAAUAUUCCAACAGAAAUUCUACAACUUUCUCAUUUACGAAGCAUAGACUUGAGCAAUAAUCAGAUUGUUCAUCUUCCUGGUCCUCAGGAGUGGGCAUCAUCAAAUUUGAGAGAAGUUAACUUGAACUACAACCAAAUCAGCAUUUUAAACCUUCGUAAAGAUGCGUGCAGAUGGUCAAGGCUUGAAAAAUUACAUUUAUCUAACAAUAAAAUUAAAGAGAUUCCUCCUGAAAUUGGGUAUCUUGAAAACAUCACAUCUUUUGACAUAAGUUACAACCCUGACCUUAGAACUUUUCCUGAUGAAAUGGGAAAACUUACAAAGGUAUGGGACCUUCCUCUUGAUGGACUGCAUUUGGACAUUGAUUUGAAACACAUUGGAUGUAAGGCCAAAGAUCUCAUAAGGUUUCUUCAGCAACGUUUAAAGAAGGCUGCUCCCUAUAAUCGCAUGAAACUUUUAAUUGUGGGGAACACGGGUAGUGGAAAGACAACUUUAGUACAACAGCUAAUGAAAUGCAAACGCCUUGAGCAUGGUGCAGAAAAAGCUACUAUUGGUAUAGAUGUGAAGGACUGGCCCAUCCUGAUCCGAGGCAAAAUAAAGAAAGAAAUCACUUUAAAUGUCUGGGACUUUGCAGGCCAAGAGGAGUUCUACUGUAGUCACCCACAUUUUAUGUCUCCACAAGCUUUGUAUCUGGUUGUUUAUGAUCUGAGCAAAGGUGUUUCUGAGGUUGAUGCCAUCAAGCCUUGGCUUUUCAACAUAAAAGCUCGAGCUUCUUCAUCUCCAGUUAUUCUGGUUGGAACACACUUAGAUGUGUCUGAUGAAAAAUGCCAGAAAGCCUGUAUUGGCAAAAUCAAACAGGAAUUAUAUAAUCAGCGUGGGUUGCCCUCCAUUCAGGAGUAUCACUUUGUAAAUGCCAAUGAAGAAUCAGACCCUUUGGCAAAGCUUAGAAAAACAAUUAUAAAAGAGUGUUUGAAUUUUAAGAUAAGAGAACAACCAGUACUUGGACAGCUGAUUCCAGAUAGUUAUCUAGAGCUCGAAAAAAAAAUUCUGAAUGAGCGCAAGACUGUUGCACUGGAGUUUCCUGUAAUCAGCCAUGAGAGAAUGCUAGAAAUUGUAGAGGAAAGUCAAUUACAUUUGGAUGAAAAUGAACUAAAACAUGCAGUACAUUUUCUCAAUGAAUCUGGGGUUCUGCUGCAUUUUGAAGACCCUGCUUUACAACUUCGAGAUCUUUAUUUUGUUGAUCCCCAGUGGCUAUGUAAAAUCAUCGCACAGAUUUUGACUGUGAGAGCUGAUGGUUGUCAAAAGUACCCUAAGGGAAUUAUACAUUAUAAAGAUGUGGAGACAUUUCUUGCAAAAAAGAAAAAGUUUCCUAAAAAUUACAUGUCACAAUAUUUUAAGCUGUUGGAAAAGUUUCAGAUUGCAUUGCCUCUAGGAGACGAUCAACUUCUUAUUCCCAGCAGCUUGUCUGAUCACAGACCAGUGAUAGAGCUUCCUCACUGUGAGAAUUCAGAGGUCAUCAUACGGUUGUAUGAAAUGUCUUAUUUCCCAAUGGGUUUCUGGUCAAGACUUAUUAACCGCCUCUUAGAAGUGUCUAAGUAUAUUCUUUCUGGAAGAGAACGAGCUCAGCGUCCAAACAGGAUGUAUUGGAGACAGGGAAUUUACCUAAACUGGUCUCCAGAGGCUUACUGCUUGGUGGAGUCAGCAACUUUAGACAGAAAUCCAAAUAGUUUUUUAAAAGUGACAGUCCCAUCCUGCAGAAAAGGUUGCAUUUUACUGGGCCAGGUUGUAGACCACAUAGAUUCUCUGAUGGAGGAAUGGUUUCCAGGUCUACUUGAAACUGAUAUUUGUGAAGAAGGUGAAACCCUUUUAAAAAAGUGGGUGCUGUACAGCUUUGAUGAUGGGCAAGAACACCAAAAAAUAUUGCUGUCUGACCUGCAGGCAAAAGCAGAAGAAGGAGACUUGUUGGUCAAUUCUGAGGAUUCAAGACAAACUAUUCCUAUCUCCCAGAUUGCGCCUGACAUUGUGCUGGCAGACCUUCCUAGAAAUAUUAUGUUAAAUGCUGAAGAACUGGAAUUUGAUCAGGCUCCUGAAUUUUUGCUGGGGGAUGGAGGGUUUGGAUCGGUGUAUAGAGCAUCGUACAAAGGCGAAGAUGUAGCUGUGAAAAUUUUUAACAAACAUACUUCUUCAAGGCUUUUAAGACAGGAACUUACAGUUCUUAGUCACCUUCAUCAUCCUAGCUUGGUGUAUUUGUUAGCGGCUGGAGUACAUCCAAGAAUGUUAGUUAUGGAACUUGCACCUAAAGGCUCUCUGGAUCAUCUCCUGCAGCAAGACAGCGCUAGCCUCACAAGAACUCUCCAGCACCGGAUAGCUCUGCAUGUAGCUGAUGGACUAAGGUACCUUCAUUCAGCCAUGAUUAUAUACCGUGAUUUAAAGCCUCAUAAUGUCCUUCUUUUUACUCUGUAUCCAAACUCGGCAAUUAUUGCAAAAAUUGCAGACUAUGGAAUUGCACAGUACUGUUGCAGAAUGGGUAUUAAAACCUCUGAGGGUACCCCAGGAUUUCGGGCACCUGAGGUUGCUAGAGGAAACGUUAUCUACAACCAGCAGGCUGAUGUCUAUUCAUUUGGGUUGUUGCUGUAUGACAUUCUGACAGGUGGAGCCCGCAUGGUGGAAGGUCUGAAAUUUCCAAAUGAAUUUGAUGAGUUGGCAAUUCAUGGAAGAUUACCUGAUCCAGUCAAAGAAUAUAAUUGUGCCCCUUGGCCUGAAGUUGAAGUAUUGAUUAAAAAGUGUUUAAAAGAAAAUCCCCAGCAACGUCCUACAUCUGUCACGGUAUACGAGAUCUUAAACUCAGCAGAACUACUCUGUUUAAUGAGAAACCAUGUGAUAUUCAGUAUGUUAACAGCAGAAUGCAUGGUGGCUGCCAGUCCUCUUGUCAAGAAGCAUGUUGUUUGGGUAGGAAAUGGCUGCACUGAAAAGGGACAGAUGUGCUGUAUCGAUUUAAAUAAAGGUGGACAAACGUGUGAGGAUUUUUCGGACAGCAGAAUCUUAUGCCUUACACUAGUCACAUUACCCGGAGAGAAACAAAACUGGAUUGUGGCUGGAACUCAGUCUGGAGAAAUUAUAACUGCAGAUUUAGACGAACUUAAAAUAAAACACACUCUGCAUAAAUUGACAGAUUCUGUUACAUGUUUGUUGUUCUCGUGCAUCCAAGGACAGAGCCAAAAGAAAUAUCACAUUCUAGCAGGUACUGCAAAUGGCCGAAUAGCAAUUUUUGAAAAUACUGCAGUAAAGUGUGCAUAUGCUGCACCAAUAAAGGUGAUCGACAUUGGUGAUAACAGCACUCCUGUAAUGUGUCUGUGUGAAUCCACUUAUUCAUCUGAAAAGAAUUCAGUCUGGGGUAUCUGUGGGACAAAGAUUUUCUCACUUUCUAGUGAAUUCACUGUACAAAAGACAAUUGAUACCAGAACUGCCACACUGUAUUCUCAUGGCUCAUACAGCGAAUCCAAUAUCACAUGCUUUGCGAUUGACAAAUACAUUUAUGUGGCAAAGAAAAUCAGUCCCUAUGUAGAAAUAUGGGACAAGAAGACAGAAAAAAUAUGUGAAGUCCUUGAUUGUGUCCAGUUCCUGAAAGAAGAUAGCAGGAAGAGAAGAAAAUGUAAACAGGAAGAAGCUUAUACUUCACGAGUAAAAGCUUUAUAUUUGCAAAAAAAUACUGCUCUUUGGGUAGGAACUGGGGGAGGUCAUAUUCUGUUAAUUGACUUAUCAACUCGUCAACCAAUACGAAUAAUCACAAGCUUCUGCGAUUCUAUUCGAAGUAUGGUGCCUGCACAGUUAGACAGAGGAAGUAUAAAGAAUGUUGUGCUUGUUUUGGGAUGUCGGUGCACACCACAAAAAGAGAUACAAUCAUUUCUCUCUGUCUGGGAUACUAACCUUCCACAUGAGGUCCAGAAUCUUAAAAAACACAAUGAAAUCAGACAAGAACUUGCUGAUAAACUGAGAGGAUUAUCAAUGGACUAAUGAAUAAUCGGUAUAGGGAAUUCGGAGUAUAAUUAAAAGCUUGGCCUAAUCACUGCUCUAAAGAGGAUUUAAUUAAGAACUCUUCCAAAUGAGUACAGCGAUGGAGCUCAUACAUCGUUGGAUUAUGUACCACUUUUAUUCCGAGUUGUUUCUUUAAUAGAUUGCAUUUUACUGAUUUUUUUGUUCUGGGCUGCCUGAUCUAAGAUUCCUAAUAUUAUUUAUCUGUUAAAUGUUGGGUAUCCAUCCUCAUUGCCUUUGAACCAGGCAUUGUGCUUUCAACCUCCUUGCCUGCCUUUAUAGCUAUUUUUACUUACAUCUUAAAAUGCAAUUUGCUGUGUUAAUAAGUAAUGUUUACCAGUUUAUUUAACCAUAAAAAGAGGCUAUAGAUAUAGAACAUGCCACCUAUAUUUUAAUUCAUAUGUGAGAGUUAAAGUUACAAUAUUGCCACAAGUAGGACCAACCAACAAAAUGUUUAAUUAAAGCAGUAUGGGCAGUAUUUUAUCUCCAAUUUCUGUAGUGCAUGCUUAUACAAAGAGAAAAAAAUGUUCUUGGUCCUUUUAAAGCUGCUAUUGCAUGCUUGUACAGUGGCGUAACUAUAGCAGAAGCAGACCCCAAGGCUUGGGGGGGGGCAUUCCAGGAAGGGAGGUAUCAGAAUGGGCGGGAAGUAGGUGGGAGGGAUUGCCGUGUGCCAGGCCCCUAUGAAGACUUUUUUUUAUAGCUGGGGACCCUGGCGCACACCAGUUACGCCACUGUGCUUCCACAUCUGUUUUAGAGCAAAUGACUAGAACACUAAUGUCCCUUACAUGAAGUUCUGGUCAUUUAAACACUCAAAAUGUAUUUAUAAUCCAAAGACUGAAACUUUUAAAAACAUUGGUCAACAAAGUGAAGUACAGUAUGUAUUGAGUUUAAUCCAGUUUUUAUGCAGAAUAUUUUAACUGUGCAUGCACACACACGCACUUAGGGGCGUGUGUAUUAUGUUGUGUAAAAGGAAAUUUUCCAAAAAAAAUGGUGUAAAAAUCUGCAUAAAAUAAAUGGUGAAUUUCUCAAGGUGUGUUUAAUUUUAUGCCUCGCAAACCCCAGAUUUGCCUCUGUUCUUUUACAUUGCUUCAGAUGGAAGAAACAAAAACGCAUAAAAAAAUGAUGGCGUUUUUUUACACAGCAACGUCUGGUGAUAUGUGGUGUAUUAUCCCACCAUUUUUACACAGCAUAAUAAAUAUACAGCUUAGAGACAUAACCCUGCAAUGCUGCUGGAUGGUUUUGGGGGGAGGUGUUUAAAAAAAAAAAAUAAAACUGUGCAUAUAACUGUAAAAUAUAAUAGCAAUUUUUCAUAUGUCAGUUCUGUGUUUUUACCCUUAAUGUUAAAUGGACAUUUUUAUUUAGACAUCUGCAAUAAAAAGUAAAUACUGUA